GGCCGCCAGCUGUUGGUGGGUUACUGGGGCCAAAACGGAGCUGGACCUGCAAAUGGCCGGCCAAACUGGGAGAAACCGCUGUCAGAAGUCUGUCAGACAACAAAGUACGACAUCCUUGCCUGUAUCCUUCGUCAUAGUAUUCUUUGAUCCAAGGAACAAAGGUAUCUCGAAUGUAUGACAUCUUACUGAUGUCUGAAAGUAAUUUUAUUAGGGUCACCGAGAAUCACCAAGAAUCACUGAGAAGUGUAAUGUGUAUGGACUUUCAACCUAACUGGUCCCGGUAGCUCAAUCGAGGAGCGCCGGUCUGCUAAGAAGAAGGUGACAGGUUCAAGCCUCGUGGCGGAUAACCAAUCAAGGCUUCAAAAACGUCAUAAUAUCAUGUUUCAGAAACACUUGUUUGAGAAACAAAAUCUGUGAAAUCAUUUUUUUUUCGGACGUUUUAUCAUCCGUUUUCUGACAUAAACAAAACUUUGGGGCUGAUCUAUGUCAAGUAAUCGGAAGAAAGGAAUCCGACUUUUUUUUCAUCAGGCGUCUCUACAGAUCGAACAAUAGACAAAAGCGAAACGGACAUCAUGCCGCAGAUACAAGGCUACUUGAUUGUUCUUUUUUGUCCUUAAGAAUGCCUGCACUUAACUUUGCCUACCACUGCGAGACUCCAGUUUCGGCAGAGUAUCCAUUUCUACUUCGAUGCCCUAAAAUAGAGGAAGGAAUAAAGGAAUGUCAGAGGCGAGGAAAGAAAGUUAUUAUGUCCAUUGGAGGAGCCACGGGAGACGGAACUCUACCCGAUCCUGAUAAGGCCAGAGAGUUUGCAAGAACGCUGUUCAGGUUGUUUCUUGGGGGCAGCGGAAAUGAAACAAUACGACCAUUUGGAAAGUAUGAUUCACAACGAAUUUUUCAAUAAACCUGUAAACUGGAAACCCUUUAGUUCAGCAUAGCGAAACCUAAAAUUCUCUAAACGGGCUAUUGAUUGAAAAAAAAUACACGCUAGAUCCACAGCUAUGUUGUUGGUGUCAUUUUCUCCUUCUUGAAUGUUUCACGUAAUGUUAUUUGGUUUCUUUUCGUUACUGAAUUAUAGCGCAAUAAUGGACGGUAUUGACAUGGAUAUUGAAGGCGGCACAGGCGACAAAUAUCCUGUAUUUAUCAAAGAGUUACGAAAACUUAUGGACAACGAUCCAAAAAUAAACUAUCUGAUCUCUGGUGCGCCGCAGUGCCCAUACCCUGAUCAUUAUCUUGGACCAGAAAGACCCGGAUCUGGUAAUCGUGCAGUGUUCCUUUUUGUAUUUUGAAAGCAUAAGACUGAAAAUACUCAAUUACUUUGGCCUUGACAACAACCGGAUGCAAUUAUAAAGAUUUGAAAAACAAUAGCCCUUACUCAUUGUGACCGCUGUAGUCAUUUCACUGUAGUUGUGAGAGAACUUCUCAUGAGAUCGAUUUGAAGAAAGUUCUCAUCUUCAUUUCGGUUUAUCCCAGAGUUUAUAUCUGUGAAUUAUAUUUAUGAAAUGAUGAAAAUAUGAAUUUCAUGUAAUUUUUCAUCCCUCAGUUCAUAUAUUAAAUUCAUCAUCAUUCCCAGGUAUAUUACGAACCAAUUUAAUGACCACCUAACAGUUGUCUUGCCAACUCAAUUGGUUAGAGCGCCCCAUAGGUCAGUGAUAGGUAUCGCAGAGAUCAAGGUAUCAGGGAUCGAAUCCCGACAAAACUGAAGUUUUUCAAGAUUUUUUUUAACUAUGAAGAUCUUCUAUGCAUUUAAUUACAUCAAUAUCACGCCUUUUUCAACAAUUCCUUUUCGGAGCAUAAACUUUGUCCUUAAAGCCCUUGAUAGCACCUUAAAGUUUCUUGUCGUGUAUUUUAUAACUCGUCUUUCUCAAUUGUCAUUUUCAAGUUUGGAAGAUGCUGGUCCGUGGUGGAUAACCUCUAUAUACAGUUCUACAACAACUACUGCCACACAGGCGCAGGAAGAUGGUUUAUUAAUACUUUGAAUCAAUGGUUAGCGUUCUCCAAAAGAAUGAAACCAAAAGGUCCACUGAUUUUUAUCGGUCUCCCGCAGGCUACCAGAGCAUCAAGUGGUGCGCAAUAUAGCAGGCCUCCUGCUGAAUUGACUGCAAUGUAUCAGGUAGGUCAGUACAGGACGUCAAAAACCAAAGCAGGAACUAAGCACUUGUCUAUUACAAUGCGUUAAUACACUUUCUAAAGUUAAUAAGCGAUGCAGAACCCCAAACUCUUAAAUAUUCUUAUCCUGUUUUACGGUCAGUAAAGAAUCUUCAAGGGAUCGGUGGAAUCAUGUUAUGGGACGUUUCCUGGGACCAAAACAAUGUAAUAAAUGGUCAGCGGUACUCAGACUAUGCCUUUAAAGAGCUUGGAGGCGUAACAGAGCCUCCAACGGUUACCAUCCAGGUCCCACCUCCGCCAUACACCACUCCCCCC
This is a messenger RNA of Porites lobata, 2421 nucleotides long. Lineage: Eukaryota; Metazoa; Cnidaria; Anthozoa; Scleractinia; Poritidae. The record is from the annotation of a GenBank genome assembly.